This is a messenger RNA of Heterocephalus glaber (naked mole-rat), 8948 nucleotides long. It is a transcript of the gene Inpp4b, whose product is annotated as inositol polyphosphate-4-phosphatase type II B. NCBI's taxonomy places the organism in Eukaryota, Metazoa, Chordata, Mammalia, Rodentia, Bathyergidae. The record is from RefSeq and is a predicted model, not a curated record. Gene Ontology annotation, cellular component: cytoplasm. Gene Ontology annotation, molecular function: phosphatidylinositol-3,4-bisphosphate 4-phosphatase activity.
GGCGCGGCCAGAGCCCGAGCCCAGCUGAGGGCGGCGGAGCUCGGAGCCGCGGCCCGCACCCUGCGCCGCCGCCUGCUGGUCUGCUCCAGGUUCUCGGCCCCCGGUGUAAGGCUCCGGUCUAUAAAUAGCAGGUUACAGCUCCUUCUCCGCGCGCACAAGCUCAGGCGCGAACCCAGGAAAGUCAGCCCAAAAGUGUCUGCCGCCGCCGCCGCCCCCCGCUCAGCCUCCGGGAGAGAACCCAAAGAAAUGGUAUUACGUGGCAAGAGAUCUGCUGUCUUUUAUGAAAAGUCUGACCAAGGUCUUUAUUCAGCUGGCACUUUUCAAGAGAAAAUACUGUAAGGCUUCUUUCAGUAAGAGUCCUGAAACCAGGAAAAUAAUCAUCAAAGAGAAGAAGUGUUGAGGCAUACAACUUAAACCAGAAUUUCAACGUGAGAAAUCAGAUCGUUAGUGAGAAGAUACACCUAUAUUAAAUCAGAAAUCAGUGGCAGGUGACAUUGGGAUAAGAAUACUUAGAAAAUUAAACACCCGUGAAGGUUAACAAUGGAAAUCAAAGAGGAAGGAACAUCAGAGGAAGGCCAACAAUUUCUUCCUACAGCCCAGGCCAACGAUACUGGUGACACUCAGUUCACAAGUAUUCAGAAGAGUCCAAAUGAACCACAGUUGGAAUUCAUCCUUGCAUGCAAGGAUCUUGUGGCUCCUGUUUGUGAUCGGAAACUGAAUACCCUGGUGCAGAUCUCAGUAAUCCAUCCCACAGAGCAGAGCCUGACAAGAUAUUCCAGCACUGAAAUUGUAGAGGGAACAAGAGACCCGCUGUUCUUGACUGGUGUCAUAUUCCCAUCCGAAUACCCCAUCUAUGAGGAGACCAGCAUAAAACUAACUGUCUAUGAUGUCAAAGAUAAGUCUCACGACACGGUUCGAACGAGAGUCCUAUCUGAACAUAAUAAGGAUUCCCCACCAGAAGUUGGGCGAAGCUUCUUGGGGUAUGCAAGUUUUAAAGUAGGGGAACUACUGAAGUCCAAGGAGCAGCUGUUGUCCUUGAGUCUGAGAACUUCAGAUGGUGGCAAGGUGGUUGGCACCAUAGAAAUCACUGUCGUGAAGAUGGGGGAGAUUGAGGACGGGGAAGCCGGCCACAUCACGACAGAUGUGCAGGGACAAAAGUGUGCACUGGUAUAUGAAUGUACAGCCCCAGAAAGUGUGAGCGGAAAGGAUAACUUAUCUUUUUUGAAUGCAGUGUUAAAGAACCCAGUCUGUAAAUUAUAUAGAUUUCCCACUUCUGACAAUAAGUGGAUGCAAAUCCGGGAGCAGAUGUCAGAAAGCAUACUUUCUUUCCAUAUUCCUAAGGAAUUGAUUUCCCUUCAUAUAAAAGAAGAUUUGUGUAGAAACCAGGAAAUAAAAGAACUUGGUGAACUUUCUCCACACUGGGACAAUCUAAGGAAAAAUGUCCUCACUCACUGUGACCAGAUGGUGAAUAUGUACCAAGACAUUCUGACAGAACUUAGCAAGGAGACAGGGUCUUUCAAAUCAAGCAGCAGCAAAGGAGAUAAAACAUUAGAAUUUGUUCCAAUAAAUCUACACCUACAAAGAAUGCAUGUGCACAGCCCUCACUUGAAAGAUGCUCUGUAUGAUGUCAUCACUGUUGGAGCCCCAGCAGCCCAUUUUCAGGGAUUUAAGAAUGGUGGUCUUCGGAAACUGCUCCAUAGAUUCGAAACAGAGAGAAGAAAUACUGGAUAUCAGUUUAUUUACUAUUCACCUGAAAACACAGCAAAAGCAAAAGAAGUUCUCAGUAACAUCAAUCAACUACAACCUCUUAUAGCAACCCAUGCAGACCUACUGCUUAAUUCUGCAAGCCAACAUUCUCCAGACAGCUUGAAGAAUUCUUUAAAGAUGCUUUCAGAAAAGACAGAGCUUUUUGUGCAUGCCUUCAAAGAUCAGCUGGUCAGAAGUGCUCUUUUAGCUCUCUACACGGCCAGGCCAGGAGGCAUCCUUAAGAAACCACCCUCUCCCAAGAGCAGCGCAGAAGAGAGCCACCCCCAGGACCAACCCCCGCCCAUGAGAAGGCAGGACUCCAUACCACAUCAUUCAGACUAUGACGAGGAAGAGUGGGAUAGGGUGUGGGCCAAUGUGGGGAAGAGCCUGAACUGCAUUAUUGCUAUGGUAGAUCAACUGAUUGAGAGAGAUGGCAGCAGCGAAGGCAGCGGCAGUGGCGACAACGAUGGAGAGAAGGAUCCUUCGCUAGCAGACUCCAUUACAUCUCACCCAACGGAGGACUGGUAUGAACAACUGCAUCCCCUCAUCCUCACGCUGAAGGACUGCAUGGGAGAAGUGGUGAGCCGUGCCAAGCAGUCCCUGACAUUUGUGCUGCUGCAGGAGCUUGCCUACAGCUUGCCCCAGUGUCUGAUGCUGACUCUGAGGAGGGACAUCGUCUUCAGUCAAGCACUUGCUGGAUUGGUUUGUGGUUUUAUCAUCAAACUGCACACAAGUUUGCAUGACCCUGAAUUCCUACAGCAGCUGCAUACAGUGGGCUUGAUAGUGCAGUAUGAGGGACUGCUGAGCACGUACAGUGAUGAAAUCGGAAUGCUAGAGGACAUGGCUGUUGGCAUUUCUGAUUUGAAGAAAGUAGCAUUUAAAAUAAUUGAAGCCAAAUCCAAUGAUGUCUUGCCAGUUAUAACAGGAAGACGUGAACACUAUGUGGUAGAGGUCAAACUUCCAGCCAGAAUGUUUGAGUCUCUACCUCUUCAGAUCAAAGAAGGACAGUUGCUGUAUGUCUAUCCAGUGCUUUUUAAUGUUGGAAUUAAUGAACAGCAAACUCUUGCUGAGAGAUUUGGUGAUGUUUCUUUGCAAGAAAAUAUUAAUCAGGAAAAUUUUGAACUUCUUAAAGAAUAUUACAGGGUAUUUAUGGAAAAGAUGCCUCCUGAUUACAUUUCACGUUUUCAAGAACAAAAUGAUUUAAAAGGAUUACUAGAAAAUCUUCACCAAAAUAUCCAAGCCAAAAAAAGAAAGAACGUAGAAAUCAUGUGGCUGGCCGCAACGAUUUGUCGCAAACUAAAUGGUAUUCGUUUCACCUGCUGUAAAAGUGCCAAAGACAGGACGUCCAUGUCAGUGACGCUGGAGCAGUGCUCAAUCUUAAGGGACGAGCACCAGCUGCACAAGGACUUCUUCAUCCGAGCGCUGGACUGUAUGAGAAGAGAAGGAUGCCGCAUAGAGAAUGUACUGAAGAAUAUCAAAUGCAGAAAGUAUGCUUUCAACAUGCUACAGCUGAUGGCAUUCCCCAAGUACUACAGACCUCCAGAGGGCACUUAUGGAAAAGCUGACACCUAACUCUCCAACAUGUAAAUAAACAGGAACACAAAUAUGUUUCAUUUGGAGAACAUCCAUUUUGGUCUUUUUUUACUUUUUUCAUGGUUGCGAAUUUGGGCGGGGUGCUCAUGGUUGUUUAACCAAAUCUAGGAAUUACUUGAUAUUUUACAUCAGACUGCUCAUAAGGAAAUUCAUUUUUAAAAUCUUAUAAAAGAUUGUCAUUUCUAAUUCUAAGUUACUAUGUGCUGAUUCUCUGUGGUUUCAUUUUAGAAAGGGUCAGUCCCAUCCGUGAAAUAUUUAUAUGAAUGUCACACUAAGAAAACAUGAUCAGAGAUGAGGCCUUCCCUACAAAAUGAAGGGAAGAGAGUUCACCAAAUCACAGCCUUGAUCACAGACAAUCUUAGAGCCUAUUUGUGGGAUUUGUGAAAUAUUUAUUUAACAAAUUGAAACCAGGUAAAGUUAACUGAUGACACUGACUUCUGAAGCAGGGUGCAGGGAUGCUUGGAAAGACCUUUGUUGUUCUGUCCAGAUGUGACUCCACCUCUAAAUAUAUUUCAAAACCAUGAUAUCUUUUCAAAACUCUGCCUGGGAUUGUGUGACCCAGCUGUGCAAGUGGCAGAACAGAAAGUUCAAUGUACAAAAAGUACAAUGCACAAAACACUGUGAGGAACUGAAUUUACGAGGCCAUGGAAGGAGGACAGUCUGUAGUUGCCCCAAAUGAGAUCUCCAUCACUUGAACUUUAUGCAGUGAAGUUCGUGAAAGUAGGAUGUUUUAAGAUGUUUUCUAGCAGUCCCCUUUGCGUAAGUAUGCAGUCUAGCAUAGGUUGGUAUGCACAAAUAAAUCUUUAAGAUAUAUGCAACCAUAUCUAUUGAUGACACAAUAAUUUCUGUUUGCCUGAAUUUUUAAUUUGUCCUUUCUCAGAAAAAUCAUAUCAUUUAUAAGUUUUCUAAAAUUAUGAAUCAGUAGUUUCCUUAGAGAUCAUCUUGAUUAAUAUUAUUCCAAAAAUGGGUAAAUUUAGGCUGAUCACCUGGUUAGAAAGUGCAGAAUGAUUAAAAUCUCUUCUCACUCUACUUACUGUAGUAAGAAGGCUUGCCCAUCUCCAAAUUGUUAUGUUGAAUAUGUAUGAAAAUUAAGGGAGAAAACUAGUAAGUUUAAAAAGAAAUUAGGAUUUUUUUCACUGAAAUUGAAGUUCAGAGUAUGAGUCUGAACAAAUGAGACCUAUUUUUCCCAAAUGUUAAGAACUUAUUCUUUCUCCUUUUUCUUCGGGGGCCUGUGCUAUCUAGAGCAUAACUUCUUUGGAAGUUCUGGAUGCUACAACCAAGAGAUAUUGGUGGUAUUAGGAGACUUUCCAUAGCAAAUGUGAUAGUUCCUUGCCUAAAAUGCCUGUUGUAAUAAGGAUUUCAAAGAGAUCUCUAGCACCAUGUUGACCUUUUCAAAUUUGAUGCUACAAAUUUAAGAUAACCUUUUGUGGACUCUUGCACUAGAAUUAUCAAUCGAUUAUUUCAGCUAAUGACAUAUGUGUAUUAUUGAAGCAGUUGCCAAACUCUUUACAGCCUUUUUAAUAAAAACAGGCUGUACAUUUGGGAUCUAUUUAUGGAAAAAUUAUCUUGGUAUUCUAAGCUCUACCUCAUUCUUCAUUUCAGUGAUUAAAUAUAAUCUUUGAAUUGUUUGAUUUUAUUUUAAAAUGGUAGGGUUUGUGGUUAUAUUAAUUAUCUCUUUUGAUUUAAGAUAAAGAGUUUGGGAUGACAGAGGUCUCCUUGAAAAGUUAUGAGGCUUCUUGUAAUAUAUCGAAUAGAAUCCUCAGUUGCAAGAGAUCAAUCUCAAGUGAUUUAUCACCAUAUAAGUAUUUUAUCAACAGCUAUUUUGUUUAUAUUUUUAAAAGCAAAACUUCAACUCAAAUUUAGAAAAAAUAAUUAUUAGCUAGAAAAUAAACAACAGUAGGGUUUUUAGAAGACAUUUUAGAAGACAUUUCAUAGAUUCUUGACUUUUUUUUUUCAAAUAAAUACUAAGAAGUCUCAAAGGGUGAAGCUUACUGCGUAUAAAUGCAUGUGAAUUUUCAUUCAUUAUUAGCAUAAUCACCAGCAUUUCCUUAUAACAAGUCUAUAUUGUUUAUACUUCUAAGAGUAGAUUUCACCAAGAAAAUUCACGUUUCAUACACAACAUUUUUGUUCUUUUCCUGAGAUACACUUCAAAUAUCCUUGGACAGCCACUUCACUAUUUCUGAUUAUAAAGGUUUCUGAAUCAAAUGUUGAACAAAUUUUAUAGUCUCUCUUGUGUAAAUACAGCCACAGUCAUGCUUUUCUGUCUACAUUUUCAUUUUUAAAAUAUGUAAGCAUAUUUGCAGAGAUCAUUUUGAGCCAAAAAAUGAACCAAGAAAAUGAUAGUUCCAAACAGUAUAGUUUAUUUCACUUCAUUUUUCCCCUCAAAUAUGUCUUUUCCUUCUACCAGCACCAAGUGCAGGUAGCAAUUCUGCAUUUACACCACCUGGGUGGUGGUAGUGGGGUAAUUAAAGACAUUGAAAGGCGUCACCCUGAUUAUGAUUGACCCAAUGACAAAAGGUUCGUGCCUGGGAAACAUUCCCCCAAACAGUUACCAAUAUAAUUUUGAAAAACUUGAUUGAAGCAGACUCAUACUUAUGUGCCAUGUUUUGUUUAUUUCUCAUGAGGUGAGUUCUUUUUUCUUAUAAAUAUAACCUCCAGUUUUAUCUACAUGCUGCCCAACUUUUUGCUGCAGAUUGUUUGGUCAGUUCCAUAAUCCAGUAUAUCACAGAAACCAUUUGAUCCAGGUGAUUAAAGAUAUUUUAAUAUCCACCACCCCAUUUAGGCCAGUAGUCCAUGUCAUUAAUUGCCAAUUAUUUAUUUGUAAGACUAAAACCUCUUCUGAAAAACUAUGAACACUUAAAAGCUACUACUGGGUAGAGAACACUUCCCUGUUUACCCCCUAAGUAAAAUAAGACAGGUGGAAAAGGAAAAACGAAAAGAAAAGAGGAUAUUUGUGCAGAGUUAUGCUUUUCUUCCCAAGCAAACCAAAUCAUCCCUAUGUAAAGGCUGAUGCUGCGUAAAGAGGGAUGAUUGCAAUGGUAUGGUGGAACUUGUCUUGCUGACUCAUGAAAGCUGAUCUUUAAAUUUUCAAGAGCUUUGUUAGCUGCUUGUUAUACACUAACAUGAUCAAAUAUUAAAUUAUGAAAUACAGUAAGAUGGAUUUUAUGAAAAGUAAAGGUGAUGAGCAAAGAUUACCACUUUCUAGUCAUUUUACUAAAUUUUAGUGUUUACUCAUGUCCUGCAGUGUAGUUGUGUCUUUUAUAUUUUACCAUAUAUCAUUGAUGCUACAGUGCUACCAUGAAGAUCUUCUUCCUAUUUCCACAUUCAGGAAUAUCACAUCAUAGCUUGAAAUCUGCAUCUGUGGGAAAUGCAAAUGCUGCAAAUUACCACGUGUAAUUCCUGAAAAUCCAGUUGUUAACAUUUACCACCAUAGAGCUGAAUUCCACCAUCACAUUUUCUCCCCAAAAUAACAAAUCAUUGGAAGCAGGAUUAUUAAAAUUAUUUUCAAAAUAAUCAGUCAUUUUCAAAUGGCUAUCGGUUUUGUUUGUGUGUUUACCCUCUCAUGGACUCCUAGCAGGCAGCAGGCAUAUUAAAUGUUUGACAUUGUAUUCAUAAUUAAAUUAUUAUAUUAUGGAGAUUAAUUUAAAAACCUGUCUCUAAGUGACAUGUUGCAAGAAGAAUCUUAGCAAUGCAGUCUUAGUAUAAGCAAUAACACAAGACUAAAUUCAGGGAAAUGUUAACCUAAUCAAUGUAUGACUGAAAAUGUGCUUUAGCAUCAAUUUUGAAGCUUAUAAUUUUGGCAUUUUCUAAAUGUAGGAAGAAUAGUAACAUAUUACUAUGCUCAGAUUCUAAUAAAUAUAGCUCAAUUGAAAAACACCACAGAUGUUGUUCAUGUUUGAUUUCCAAGCAGUAUGGUGUAUCAUUUUACUUUAAUGUACAGGACACAUUUGUAAUCUUUUAGGAAAUAGAUUAACUUUCACCACAGAUCAAAGAAUUUGGUUGGAGAGAAGUUGUGAUCAGCAUUUAUGGAAGGAAGCAAACAUACUGAGCACAAAACAUGGCUAAAAGUUGGAAGCUUUACAAAUUAUGCAUUACUGAAAAGAAUAAUUUGCUAAGAAUUUGUGUAGCUGAUUUGACAAUUUUAGCAUAAAUUCACAUUCAUAUCUCCCAGCUGCAAUCUGCAUAAGCUGCUACACUUUUACCAUCAUAUUUAUGUUUUGUAGUUUUGUAAGUUCUCGAUGUAUUGCAUCUUUUGUUUCCCUGACAGUUUGAAGUUAGAACUUUAUACUCACACAUAUGCCGUUUAUAGCAAAACUUCCUUUAAAAAUAGGAGAAUAAAUAAUGUUUUAGAUAAAAUAUUACAGGCCAAAUAGGUAAAGAUUUGAAGAAUAGAAAUUUGCAUUUUUUAUUUCCCCUGGUACACACAUUUAUUGUUCUUUGAAAUUUAUUUUUAAGCAAAUAAGACAGCCUAAAACAUUUCUGAUUUAUAAGAAAAUAUCAUGUCUCACCAUUAGUAACAAAAAGAAAGGAAAAAUUUAUAAGAUAAUAUUAACACAAGGGCCAGGGAUUUAGCUCAGUGGUUCCGCCCCCUGCCUCACAAGCAUAAGGUCCUGAGUUCAAUCCCUGGUAACAACAACAAAAAAAGAGAUAAUAUUAACACAAUAAGGUACAUGCAAUUAGGCUUGCUGAGCUUAAGUUGUUCAAGCAUACUUAGAAUUUUAAAUUAUAAAACGAAAACAAGCUUACAAUUGAGGUACCCCAAGAGCAUGAAUAUCAGGGAAAAGAAGAAAUGAUCUUGCCUGAUAAACCUUAUAUAAUAGUAUAUAUACAAGUAAAAUAUAUCUUUUUUGGGGAGUAUUGGGGAUUGAACUCAGGAUCUUCUGCUUCCGAGGCAGGCGGCAGCACCACUGAGCUAAAUCCCCUGACCCUAAAAUAUAUCUUUUUAAUAAAUACAACUACUUAGAAAGAAGGGCUUGCCCCUUCACACUCAUAGUAUGAAUGUUUUUACAAUAUUCCUAAAAUCAUCUAAAUUAUUUCCAGGUCAUAAAAGGGCAUGAUCUGGGCCGGGGAUUUAGCUCAGUGUUUCUGUCGCCUGCCUCGCAAGUGCAAGGUCCUGAGUUCGAUCGCUGGUACCAAAAGCAAAAAAAAGGGCAUGAUCCAACAACCCAUCUUUAAUGAUCAUUAUUUAUAUAAUUCUUGAGAUGCUUUUAUAUCACUCUCAACAUUAGGAAAUAUCUCAUAUUAAAAUAUUUCAUAUUUCCAAAAGACAGAGUACAUGUGCCUAUAGCUGUGUGGACACUCAUUUCACUGCACACAUACAAACCUUUGUACAAAUAGCUUCUUAUAUAACAAUUUUAUUAUUUCAUUUAACUAACAUUGAAUUUUCAGAUUUUUGUGGUACUCAUCCAAAAGGUUGACUUUUGUUUUCUUUUUAUGCUAUGUAUAUUCUGGAAUAACCAAUAAUGUGUACUUCCAGGAAAUGGGCCACAGAUAGAUUAGAUCAUUGGCACUUGAAGAAAUAUCAUUUUUGUUUUAUUGUUCUGUGUAAACCAUAUCCAUUGUACACUGUGUGUAUAUUUUUCUUUAAAUAAAUAUGAUUUUAUUUUUUA